GGCGGCCCGGGCUGCCAUCCCGAGCGGCGGAGCAGGAGCCCGGGUUCCCCGGCGGCCCCGGGCCGCUCCCUGCCAGCGGGACGGGCGAUAAGGCGGUGUUGGGGCCGCCGUGCGCAGAGGUCACCGCGGCACCCGCGUCGCGGUCGGGGGUGGCGGAUAGCGGCGCUAAAAUCGGGGCUGAGCCUUCGUGAGCCCUUCUGAAUUACGGGGGGGGGUUGUCGACUCAGAGCCAUUUCCUUCCUGAGGAGGCUGGAUGUGCUGCUGGUGCUUGCCGUGAACGUGUCUAGUUGCUGAGCAACGUAAAAGUGCUAAAAUGACUUGAUUCCAAAUGAUUCAUUAUAGCACUAAACAUCCAGAGAUAAAAGCAUUGAUGAAGCCAGACUACAACCUGAUCUGGGUGGUUGUGCUGAUGGUUCUGGCGCAGCUGACUGCAUUCUAUCUGGUUAAAGACUUGGAUUGGAAAUGGGUGGUCUUCUGGGCUUACGUUUUUGGAAGCUGUAUUAGUCACUCCAUGACUCUGGCUAUUCAUGAGAUCUCCCACAACAGUGCCUUUGGCAACAGCAAAGCCAUGUGGAAUCGAUGGUUUGGAAUAUUUGCCAACCUCCCUCUUGGUCUCCCCUACUCCAUCUCCUUCAAGAGAUACCACAUGGAUCACCAUCGGUACCUAGGCGGUGACGGCAUCGACGUGGAUAUUCCUACCAACUUCGAGGGCUGGUUUUUCUGCACCCGUUUUAGGAAGUUCAUAUGGAUUGUUCUUCAGCCUUUUUUCUAUGCCAUUAGACCUCUCUGCAUCAAUCCUAAACCCAUAAGUCGACUUGAAAUAAUAAAUUUAUUGGCUCAGCUGGCCUUUGAUGUGGCAAUAUAUUAUUUAUGGGGAGUCAAAUCCAUUUUUUACAUGCUUGCUGGUUCAGUACUUGGUCUUGGGUUGCACCCAAUUUCGGGACACUUCAUAGCUGAACAUUACAUGUUUCUAAAAGGACAUGAGACCUAUUCCUACUAUGGGCCACUUAAUUUGCUGACUUUUAAUGUUGGCUAUCACAAUGAACAUCAUGACUUCCCCAAUAUUCCUGGCAAGAGCCUUCCACUGGUGAAGAAAAUAGCAGCUGAAUACUAUGACAACCUGCCCCAAUAUAACUCUUGGAUAAAAGUACUGUAUGACUUCGUGAUGGAUGACACAAUCAGCCCAUAUUCACGCAUGAAAAGGCAAUUAAAGGGUGAAGUGAAGCAAGAUUAAACUUCUGGCAACCAAAAAACUUUUGAAAUGUCUGCUUGCUUUAAAGUGGCUGGUAUAAAGGUUUCCUGCUAAAGCUGUUCACCUGUGUCCUGAAUUAAGAUGUACAGCAACAUAGCAAUGCAUCCUUAAGGAUUUUGUAGCAGGCUCCAACCAGCUAUAACAUUCCUCACAGUCCUGAGAUUCGUUGGUUUAAUGUGUCUCUGUUUGCCUAAGGAUCAGUGUUAUAUGCAUAAUGCAAAAUCACCUUGUUACAGAAUUUACUUUGGUAGGUGUUAAAUCUAUAUAAAAUGUCUGUCUGACUCAUAACAGUUUAAAAGUUCUCAAUGUAUUAUACUGCCCUCAACAUGCUAUUUAGAUGACUAGUUUUAAAAUGCUGUACUUACCUGUUAAUUCUAAACUAACAUGAUUUGUUAACUUAAACAUUCUGUUGAAAAUGUUUCCAAACUGAUGGUUGGAAGAACUAAAUUUGCACAGAAAUGUUGAGUCUGCUUUUGUUUAAAUAUGUCAUUUGAAGCAAUGCUUUAAAGUUCCACCUUUUCUACUGAGAGUACCUUAAAGGAGCAAUCUAUUAGAAUGAAACUGGUGUCUUUGAAA
This is a messenger RNA of Motacilla alba alba, 1828 nucleotides long. RefSeq names its product delta 4-desaturase, sphingolipid 1 (gene DEGS1). NCBI's taxonomy places the organism in Eukaryota, Metazoa, Chordata, Aves, Passeriformes, Motacillidae. The coding region runs from base 329 to 1234 and encodes 301 amino acids. The record is from RefSeq and is a predicted model, not a curated record. Gene Ontology annotation, biological process: ceramide biosynthetic process. Gene Ontology annotation, molecular function: sphingolipid delta-4 desaturase activity. Gene Ontology annotation, cellular component: membrane. The transcript has 3 exons.